Messenger RNA from Cotesia glomerata, 974 nucleotides. RefSeq names its product stromal cell-derived factor 2-like protein 1. Lineage: Eukaryota; Metazoa; Arthropoda; Insecta; Hymenoptera; Braconidae. The transcript has 4 exons. The coding region runs from base 72 to 734 and encodes 220 amino acids. The record is from RefSeq and is a predicted model, not a curated record.
AUCCAACUAGGAAAAAAAUAUAUCAACCAAUAGAAUUUCCCCACGCGAUAUUGCUGACAGUUCCAUUUAAAAUGGCCACGCGGUGUGUGAUGCAGCGGGUAGUUUUUCCUAUUUUUAUAAUAAUUAUAUCCUUAACAAAUAUACUUGGAGUAACUGGUACUCCCUACGUCACUUACAGCUCCGUUUUAAAAUUAUUAAAUGUUGACUAUAAAGUAAGGUUGCACUCUCACGAUGUCAAGUAUGGCAGUGGAAGUGGACAACAAUCCGUAACAGCGACAGAAGUUGAGACUGAUGCUAAUUCAUAUUGGUUUGUCAAGGGUCCCACUAAAAAACCAUUCACCAGAGGAGAACCUAUAAAAUGUGGAGAUACGGUAAGAUUCGAGCAUGUAAAUACUAAAAAAAAUCUUCAUUCCCAUUUAAUGCGCUCACCAUUGAGCGGCAAGCAAGAAGUAUCAGCUUAUGGUGACCAAAAAGGCGAGGGUGAUUCGGGUGAUCACUGGAUGGUUGUUUGCAACUCAGAAUAUUGGGAUAGACGUGAGCCAGUUACUCUUCAGCAUAUCGAUACUCAAGUAUUUUUAUCUGUAAGCGGAAGAUCAUACGGAUCUCCAAUUGCGGGACAAAUGGAAGUAGUCGGAGAACACUCGGUACAUAGUGGGUACACGCAAUGGCAAGCGAUGGAAGGACUUUUCAUCAACCCGACAAGCUUACACGGCAGUAGGCACGAUGAACUUUAGAUGAAUCAUUUGAGAUAAUUUAUGAUUAAAUAAAUUUAAAGACUAAGACUAAAAUACAAUAAAAGUUAAGGCAUAAUAAUUAAUUUAAAUUAAUUGUCUUCAAGACUCUGACAUCACUCCAUCGAUAAUUGAGUUGUAAAUAUAUUCCACUUGAUAUGUCAAUGCAUAAAUGUUAAUUUUUGUUUGUCGGUGUGAAUGAACCAAAGCGUGAGGAUUAUCAAUAAAUAAUUAAAUUAAAUA